Messenger RNA from Rotaria sordida, 345 nucleotides. Lineage: Eukaryota; Metazoa; Rotifera; Eurotatoria; Philodinida; Philodinidae. The record is from the annotation of a GenBank genome assembly.
AUGGCAACUUCAACAUCAACAGUUAUAAAAACUCAAACACGUCAAGUAACACGAACAAAUCCUCCUCCAUCACUUGUACUUGAAUUAAAUCCUUCAAAUGAAACAACUCCUCGUGUUCGUUGGACAGAAGAAACAAUUGAUAAUGAACAUUUAAAUAAAAAGAAAUCAAAAUGUUGUUGUGUAUAUACAAAACCACAUGAUGCACAAUUAAAUGAUGAUCAAACAACAGAAGCUAAUGAAUUUGAUAAUUGUCAACAUUGUCGAUUUCAUACUGAAUCCGAUUAUGCUGCUAAACCUAAUGAACGACAACCGAAAAUAAAAGUAGUUGUAAAAAAACCUGAAUGA